This is a messenger RNA of Pteropus alecto (black flying fox), 4131 nucleotides long. RefSeq names its product fibroblast growth factor 1 (gene FGF1). Gene Ontology annotation, cellular component: cytoplasm. Gene Ontology annotation, biological process: positive regulation of cell population proliferation; fibroblast growth factor receptor signaling pathway; positive regulation of protein phosphorylation. NCBI's taxonomy places the organism in Eukaryota, Metazoa, Chordata, Mammalia, Chiroptera, Pteropodidae. The transcript has 5 exons. Bases 648 to 1112 code for a protein of 154 amino acids. The record is from RefSeq and is a predicted model, not a curated record. Gene Ontology annotation, molecular function: growth factor activity; fibroblast growth factor receptor binding.
UAAAAUAACACCCAGGAUAUUUGCUGCCACUGUCUGCUGUCUCUGCCUUCCUUCCCCUCUGGCCAAUAGCUUUGCUUUCCUGGGCUCGCUCCUAACUGUCCAGAGUCGGGGGUACCUCGAGCUCUGUGCAUGUCUCUGUGGGUGGGGUAGGUAUGGGUAGUUGCCUAAAGGCAGGUCCCCUCUGCUGAUAAACAAGGUCAGAGAGAGACCUAGCGGCCGACAUUCUCAGCCCCCACGCCUGCCUCCUUGUCCCCCACACAGCCCUGUGGAACUGGUAGCCAGCUCUGUGGCAUGGUAUCUGGAGGCGGGCCAGCAACCUGAUGUGCGUGCCACGGCCCGUCCCCUCUCCCCACACAGAGUUGCAGUCACGGAGAGAGAGCCGGCUUGAGGCUGCCAGGGAAGCAGCUGCAGUGCGGUGACAGUGACAAACACGGAGCAGACGACACCAAGUGGAUUCCCUUUCCUCUCUGAGGGAGAGAGGCACAGCCCUCAGCCUACGAGCUCUUCAGAGCCCCCAAAAGAAAACCUCGGAACCAUAGGACGCUGGUAGUGGGAGAACACCUGCUCCUGCCCUCCUGUCGCCUCUCCCCGUGGGCCCGGAAGAGACUACAAGCCUUGAAAGCACCAUAAUCAGCCGCUGCUGAGCCAUGGCCGAGGGGGAAGUCACGACGUUCACGGCCCUGACUGAGAGGUUUAACCUGCCUCCAGGGAAUUACAAGAAGCCUAAACUUCUCUACUGCAGCAACGGGGGCCACUUCCUGAGGAUCCUCCCAGAUGGCACAGUGGAUGGGACAAGGGACAAGAGCGACCAGCACAUUCAGCUGCAGCUCAGUGCGGAAAGUGUGGGGGAGGUGUAUAUAAAGAGCACCGAGAGUGGCCAGUACUUGGCCAUGGACUCCGACGGGCUUUUGUACGGCUCAACACCAGAUGAGGACUGUUUGUUCCUGGAAAGGCUGGAGGAAAACCAUUACAACACCUACACAUCCAAGAAGCACGCAGAGAAGAAUUGGUUUGUUGGGCUCAAGAAGAAUGGAAGCUGCAAGCGCGGUCCCCGGACUCACUACGGCCAGAAAGCGAUCCUGUUUCUCCCCCUGCCAGUCUCCUCUGAUUAGAGAAAUCUGCUCUGGGUGCUGACGGCUCCAGAGGAGCCGGAGGGGUCCUCACUGGUUGACCCCAGAUUGUUCCCUUGACCAUUGGCUAUGUUUACCCCUGGCCCCAAGAGCCUGAAUCUGUAAGCAAUGCACUUCUAAAUACCCAGUUCGCUUUCUUGCAGAGCCCUUUUCCCCAACACAGUUUGGAACAGAGGGACCAAAUUGCUUCCAGGGGCCAACUGGCUGGCCAGUCUGGGUCUGGUUUAGAGGUCCAUUUGCCUGCAGGCACCUGUUGCAGGCUGGGCCUCUCAAUGCCAAGGUAGGGCCAAAAGAAGUGCGUUCGGGGGGAUGCGGAAUGAGUCAUUAGUUACUGCAUAUAAUUCCUGAGUAAACCCUGUCAGUGAUUCUCCUAAACAUCUGGCAUAAUUCCCUUUCAUCCUUUCAAUGUCCCAUAAAUAUUAACAGAGAAGCUUAUGGCUGGCUGGGUUAGAGGAAGGCAGCAUUCCACGAGUAGAAACAGGGAUUAAGAAAUCCUCUCUCAAGAAUGGAAGGGAUUAAAAUAGCAAGGGGAGAUUGGGUUCUGGCUUAGAAGGAUGCAAUGUCAACAUGGAAUAAAUGAAGGAUGGGAGGCUCAGCCACAGCAAAGCAAUGCUUUGGACUUUCCCAAGGUUACUGGGCAGCAGGAAGCCCCUGGAUGGUGUCAGGUGGAAAGCGUGAGCAGUGGGUUCUUGAUAAAAGCAAGGACAUCGGAUGUUGGUAAAUUCAUUUGGGUUCAGGAGUGAUGAGAAAGAAAGGGGAACAUGGGUUUGAGUGGUCAUUGUCCUCUAAAGAGGAUGAUUCUAGUGACGAGAAGGAAAGAGAAAGGGACACCAUGACACGUGCUUGGCCACCAGAAAGCAGAGGCUUUGGGGUCCCAGGGCAGUGCUUAAAAGUCACAGGGGGAGCUUGUUUGAAUGUACAUUCUGGUUCAGUGGGUCCGGGGUACAGUUUUUACAUUUCUAACAAGUUCCCAGGUGCUGCAGAUGCUGCUGCCACCCCCCACCAUGAUUUAAGUAGAGGUCCUGAAGAAUGUUAGUCAAAUGAAGGUGGCUCAACCCCCACCCCGCCCUCUCUCUCCUCACCCUUAAGAUGCCUGUGUUCAGAAGCAUGGAUUUAAGGCGCUUUGGUCCAUUGCCUAUAAAAUGCCCAUUUAGAAGAUAAACAAAAGCAUACUUCAAAACGUUAAACCAUCACAAACAGCUUUUCCCAAGAGACCAUUUGUGUUACGAUUACUUGUAUAAAUACGCUUCCUGCUUAACGUAAACUUGACCCAAGUGGCUAGCAAAUUAGAAACACCAUUUAUCUUUGACAUAUGAUACUGUUGCCAUGUAAGGGCCUUAAAUAAGCCAUUUAAAUUUACUGUGAGACUAUGUUUUAAUCACAUUUAAAAAUAUAUAGCUCAAAGGCAGUUAAACUGAUCAGCAGUCAGCCACUGAGAAUAAUAGGAUACGAUAUAUAAGCUAUUCAAUUAUCUACUAUUUAUACUACAUUUACCUGUAAAAUGAGAUAUUGCUUUGUUUUUCACUGUGCUAUUAGAAAUUUUUCUUUGAAAAAAUGGGGACUCUUAAACAAUGAUAUGAUAAUUAUGGAUAAAAAUUGAUGAGAAUGUUUGUUAGCUCAUGUUUUAUAAGGAAUAGAAGUAAUUAUUAAUUGAAAACAAUCCCUUAGUAAUUGAACCAUUAUAUUGAAAACGGAAGAAAAAUGACAAUUUGUGAAAGUUCCAAAGGAUAGUGCAGUUGAGGAACUAAACUUAGUUAACACUAUGGUGAAUAAUACCAUCCUGCAUUUCUACAGCAAAAUGAUUUGUAACUUUGUUUUGGUUUUUGCAACUUGGAUAAGAUGGUUCUAUUUUAUAUUAGUAAAUUUUUGCAGGCAAGUUGGCGAUAGUGCAGUGUGGCUUUACAUCUCUUUAUUACAAAGAUUUGGCCAGAAAAAGGCACCCAGAGAGGAAAUCCAAGAUAUUUAUAACGGUCCAUAACUUUUUAGUGUAUGAAUCAAAUUCAAGUAGAACAUAAUUGGCCAAGAAAACUUAAACACUGUUGCUAACAGAUGAGAUCGAAGUCUGUAGUUUCAGAGACCCAAAGCCUUGUAAAAGAAACACUACUGUGACCUCAACACCCUCAGCCCAGUCAUCAUUCGUAUAUUUGUUCAAUUAAUAUUUAUUAAGUGCCUACUGUGUGUCAGGCACUCUCCUGGGUACUGGGGCUCCUGAGAACCUUGUCUGUCUGAUUUGCUGCUGUAUUCUCUCCCGGGGCAUUAGAUUUGUGAUGAAAGAUACUGUGGAUUCAUUUCUUUCAGUCAAGUAAAAACAGACUUCGUAGGUUCCAGCUGAAUAAACAGUAAGUCCCAGAAACCCAGGUUUUGGAAGAAUUAGCAAACCCCAGCACAAGAUAAACCCCUAUCAAAGUGUUAGAGGACAUGGCAAGGUAAACGUAACAUUUUCAACCAUGUGAGUUCAGGGGGAACCGUUUUCAAAUCAGAAAAAGCCUGUCAGAUCUGGUAGGAAGGGGGCGGUUGGUAGUUCCCCACUCCGUUUUGAACAUGAUCUAGUUCCCUAAACAUGGAGCAUUCCCGUUGCUCUGUCUCUUCCUUGAGGAAGUCUUGUAGCCAUCUGCCUGUCAUAUGCCUCUCGUGUGGACUGAUUUUCAGGCCAACUAUAAUGAGUUGCCUGACAUUCUGUAAAAGCAUCAGGAACAUAUAUGCUUUGUUUUCAAUGUGCUGGUGGAGGUAGUGGUGAUCUGUUUCCUUGGAAGGGAUGGUAAUAAAGCCUCCUACGGCCAACAGUGUGUACUUACAAAAGUUGACUGGAGCAUCAUGUGCUACUCAAGAUCAGGGUCCCUGCUUUGUGUCAGAGGUGAUGGAGUCCAAGUCCCCAGCCUGUAGAACAUGAUGCCUGAACCGAGUGAGCUCACGGGCUGCAAAGCAGACCUCUGAUGAAGAAGACACCUGUCGUUUUACAUCACUGUCUCAUUUUUUUUGCACCUUAUGAGUAUUAAUAAAC